Messenger RNA from Zootermopsis nevadensis, 2118 nucleotides. RefSeq lists its product as uncharacterized. Lineage: Eukaryota; Metazoa; Arthropoda; Insecta; Blattodea; Termopsidae. Gene Ontology annotation, biological process: regulation of transcription by RNA polymerase II. Gene Ontology annotation, cellular component: nucleus. The record is from RefSeq and is a predicted model, not a curated record. Gene Ontology annotation, molecular function: zinc ion binding; RNA polymerase II cis-regulatory region sequence-specific DNA binding; DNA-binding transcription factor activity, RNA polymerase II-specific.
AUUUCCGGUAGCUCAUUGCGUAUUUUUAUCGUUGGUAUAGAACGUAGUUUUUGGCCGUAGUUCCUUGUACGAGAAGUGUUUCAUGGUCGAGGACGUAUUCGGGAUCCAACAUUUUAAGAUACUCUUAUGGUUUUUUCAAAAGGGGAGAUUUAACACUGUUCAGUACUUUAGAUUUCAUGGAUCAUGAAAAGCUGUAUCCCAGACCCAUGUCAACAGCGAGAAUAUGAUUAUUUUGGAAAAUACAGUUGUUUCUAGUCGAGGUUCCUGACAUCAUGUGUUGCCCUGAAGGUUACUAUUCCUUUCACCUUCAAUGUAUGCCGAAGGUGAUUCCCACAUGCAGUGGCGCAAAGGUAUAAAAUGUACAGAUUAGGAGCCAAGGACCGUUUGAUCCUUGCAAGACGCAUCACCGAAUACUUGAUUCCCUAGGCAUUCUUUGUGUUUAAAGUUUGAUGUGGCAUAGCAGAAGAGAUGGAUUUGAACUUAAACAAAGUGUGUCGUUUGUGCGCUAGAAAAUGCGAGGAUAUGCAGAAUAUUUUCCAAGAUACUUCUUCUGAACCCGAAAUUUAUAUGGAUGUUACAAAGGAUCUGUCCGGGAUGUUGCCACUCAAGAUAGCAACUGUUACUUCUAUCAAGGUAGAACUCGGGGACGGUCUGCCCACUCAGGUGUGUAACGAAUGUGUCGCUCACCUGAAUGCAGCCCUCACUUUCAAGGAGAAGUGCCUCACAGCAGACUCAAUACUGCGUCAUUUACUGAACAGUGUGCAAGAAGCACAGGGCAGUAAGGAACUGAAUGAUGAGAAGACAGCGGCUGCUGACACAAGUCACAUGUACUGCAAUGACCGGAACACAAGUCACGAUGAUGAAAAAGCCUGGGAAGAUGAUGUAUAUACAGAAACCAUGAAGAAUGGCACAUCAUCAGACAUGCCACAGAGUGCUGCAAAGGAUGGCUCUGAUGUGGAGGCAGUUAAUGCACCUAAUGAGGAGAAGCAGUACACAUGUCCUCCAUGUGGGAAGCGGUACUUGCUGUCAGCUGCUUUCAAGAAGCACUUGAGCAUGAAACAUGAAAUGGAUGACAGGAGCAUAGAAGAGCUGAUAGUAAAGUGCAGUGGAGUCAGUAACACCAGUAAGCCAAUAAACAAGAAAACAUGUCUGUGCAACAUUUGUGGCAAGCAGGUAAGCAGCGUCCAGUUCAAACAGCACAUUCGUAGCCACGAGCAGAACUUCCAGCACUUGUGCACUUAUUGCGGGAAGAAGUACCUUACAAAGUUUCGUCUGACGCAACACAUUAGGGUCCACACAGGAGAAAAGCCCUUUGCUUGCAAUGUGUGUAAUAAGCGCUUUCAUGAGAAGUCACUACUGCGAUCACACCAGAGACGUUACCUGCAGCAACGCCCCCUGCAGUGCACUGUUUGUGAGAAGCGUUUUACAAACCGGUCACACCUCAACACUCAUCUAAUGGUUCACACUGGAGAAAAACCAUUCCAGUGCUUAGUAUGUGGAAUGGAGUUCAGAUCUAAUAAUCAUCUGAAGCGACAUUUCAAGUUACACUCUGGAGAGAAAUCAUACACAUGUGGUGUGUGUGGUAAGGCCUUCAUACAGAAGAGCAACUAUGUGCAACACCUGGCAGUGCAUAGAGAGGACAAGCCAUUCAAGUGCAGUGAGUGUGGGAAGGGGUUCUCUUAUAAGUGCAGCCUCAAGAUGCAUAUGGAAGUGCACAGAAAGAAGUUGGGAGAGCUGGUGGAGCAGAAGUAAAACUAAGUAGGAUUUGAGGUUUUUAUGGUGAUGACUCUGAAGAUGGCAGUCUUCUGGGUUGUAGUGCCUUGUGGUCUGGUAGACCAGACUACUGGACUACAUGGCACUACAACCCAAAAGAUAGCCAUCUCCAGAAGUGAAAUGUCUGCUUCUGGUUGUUUGACUGUAACAAAAACAUUCAUGCAUGCAAUGUUAUUACAACAGUUUGAUCACACUCUCAAUAAGCCCCUCCCACCUGAAGUCCUUUGUCAUUUUCAUAAUACCUGUAUAUUACAUAUACAUGAAUAACUCUCAAACUGUAGAAUGUAUUUCAUGUAUGUAAUUCUAGAUUACAUUAAUGAGAAUACAUCUGGAACAAAAGACUGA